AUGAAGCAUUUCAUGAUGCCAAGAAAUCAAAUCUUGAGAGAGAAUUAUGAGUCCGCUUCACCCACACCACCAUCCGCAUCUCCGAACCCUAAAAGUAAAUUGAUAGCAGCAGGGAGCCCUAGCAAUCGGAGACACAAAUCUUCGAAAGAAAAUGCAGAUCCGAACUCGAUUAUGUCACCUGCCACUGCCAAGAUGAAGAGCCCGCUUCCUCCGCGGCCCACGCUCAAGCGGAAGCUCACUGUGGAGGCCGCAGUGGGAUUAGAGAAUAAUACUGGGCCUGUGAAUCCUGCCGAUUCUGGUGUUAAGGUAAUAGUGCGCAUCAGACCACCAAACAAGGUUGGGGAAGAUGGAGGGUCAGUAGUUCAGAAAUUAUCAAAUGAUUCCUUGUCAAUAGCAGGGCAAACCUUUACAUUUGACUCAGUUGCGGACAUUGAGUCAACACAGAUUGAUAUAUUCCAUCUCAUAGGUGCACCCCUCAUUGAAAAUUGUCUAGCUGGAUUUAACAGCUCAGUGUUUGCCUACGGCCAGACGGGGAGUGGAAAAACCUAUACUAUCUGGGGUGCAUCCAAUGCCUUAUUGGAAGAACAUGAUCAACAAGGCUUAAUACCUCGAGUUUGCCAGCGAUUAUUUGAGCGCGUUAAUGAGGAACAAGAGAAGCAUGCUGAUAAACAGCUUGUAUAUAUGUGUCGAUGCUCUUUCCUUGAGAUUUACAAUGAGCAAAUUACUGAUUUGUUGGAUCCAAAUCAAAAAAAUCUCCAGAUAAGAGAAGACAUCAAAAGUGGUGUUUAUGUCGAAAAUUUGACGGAGGAGUGUGUUUCCUCAAUGGAGGAUGUGUCGCAACUUCUGAUAAAGGGAUUGUCAAACCGGAGAACUGGCUCAACAAGCGUAAAUGCCGAAAGUUCUCGUUCCCACAGUGUUUUCACUUGUGUUGUUGAAUCGCGCAGCAAGAGCAUGGCUGAUGGUGGGGUUAGCUGCUUGAAGAUGAGUAAAAUAAAUUUUGUUGAUCUGGCUGGAUCUGAAAGACAAAAACAGACAGGUGCAGCUGGAGGCCGUUUGAAGGAAGCAGGGAAUAUUAACCGUUCGCUUUCGCAACUAGGGAAUUUAAUUAACAUUCUUGCAGAAGUUUCUCAAACAGGAAAGCAAAGGCACAUCCCAUACAGAGAUUCCAAGUUGACAUUUUUAUUGCAGGAAUCUCUUGGCGGGAAUGCGAAACUGGCAAUGAUAUGUGCGGUUUCUCCAGCUCAAAGCUGCAAGAGUGAAACCCUGAGUACUCUGAGAUUUGCUCAACGUGCAAAGGCAAUAAAAAACAAGGCAGUUGUUAAUGAAGAAAUCCAAGAAGAUGUAAACGUUUUGAGACAAGUGAUACGACAGUUAAGGGAUGAACUGCAUCGAAUGAAGGCAAAUGACAAUCAAACAGGCCAAGUUGGAGCUUAUUCCACAGGAUGGAAUGCCCGGAGAAGUUUGAAUCUCCUGAAAUUUAGCCUCAAGCAGCCAAUGACGUUGCUCCACAUCGAUGAUGAUACUGAUGAAGAAAUGGAAAUUGUUGAGGAAGAAACUGCUGGUGAGGAUACAGAUGUUAAUAUGGAAGAUGAAGCAUUCGAACGAGUGGAUGAGGAUAAAAAUAAUAACAACAAUUGUCGGUUUACAGAAAGAAAGUCGGAGAUAGCACUGCCCAAUAGUGAUUCUUGUGGACACGAUACUCAGGGGGAGUGUGUUCCUUCAGUUCUUGAAAAUUUUCCAAAUGAAGAUUGUGCAGUUCGUAAUCACUGUACCAUUCCAACUGACACAUUGCCAGUUCUGAAGUCUCCAACGCCUAGUGUUUCACCAAGGCUGAGCAAUAGCAGGAAAAGUUGUUUCACAUCAACAGAACAUUUGGCUGCUGCUCUUAACCAUGGUCUCGAUGUUAUAGGGAGCCAUCGUCAUAGUGCAGCUUUAGGACGAUCAUCAUUCAGAUUUUCUUGCAUACCAUCUGGUGCUAAAGCAGUUAUACCAGUUGUGAAAGUUGAUGCAGGUGUUCAAACUCUUUGCAGUGAUGAUGAGUUAUCAGAGAAGGAUUCAAGAGAAUUUUUGUGUAGUAGAUGCAAGACUAGAAAUUCUCAGCAAGAGCUUAUAGAAGAAACUAAUGUGCAAAAUUUGCAGUUAGUGCCUGUCAACAGGUCACUAUCGCAUGAAAAAUUGAAGAAAGUUCCCAAAGAAGUUGAAAAGGUAUUGGCUGGAGCUAUUCGGAGAGAGAUGGCAUUAGAAGAGAUGUGUGCAAAGCAAACUUCUGUGAUCAUGCAACUUAAUCGUUUGGUCCAGCAGUACAGGCACGAGAGAGAAUGUAAUGCGAUAAUUGGUCAAACUCGUGAAGAUAAAAUUGCUCGCCUUGAGAGCCUGAUGGAUGGAAUCCUACCAACUGAAGAGUUUAUGGAGCAUGAACUAUUAUCACUGACUCAUGAGCAUAAGAUUCUUCAGGAAAAAUAUGAUAAUCAUCCCGAAAUUUUGAGAACAAAGAUCGAGUUACAAAGAGUUCAAAAUGAACUGGAAAGAUAUAAGAAUUUCUUUGAACUGGGUGAAAGGGAUGUCUUGAUGGAAGAAAUUCAAGACCUGAAAGACCAGCUGCAGUUGUACCUGAAUUCUUCAUCCAAGACAUCAAAAGGACCAGCUCCUCUUCUUUGUUUAACAUAUUCUUGUGAGCCCAGUGUGGCUCUACCUUUGUCCUCUGCUCCAGAGGCAACUGAAGUGAGUGCUGAGGAGAUACUGCAGAAGGAGAGAAAUCAGUGGACUGAAACUGAGGGCAAGUGGAUUUCUCUUGUAGAAGAACUCAGGUUGGAGCUGGAAUCUGGCAGAUCACUUAUACAAAAGCAAAAGCAGGAACUGGAUACGGAAAAGAAAUGUUCCGAAGAGUUAAAAGAAGCAAUGCAAAUGGCAAUGGAAGGCCAUGCCCGCAUGCUUGAACAGUAUGCUGAUCUUGAAGUUAAACACAUUCAACUGCUUGCACGACAACGUAAGAUUAGAGAAGGAAUCGAUGAUGUGAAGAAAGCAGCUGCUAAGGCUGGGGUUAGAGGUGCCGAAUCUAAAUUUAUCAAUGCCCUUGCGGCUGAAAUUUCAGCGCUGAAAGUUGAACAAGAGAAGGAGAGGAGAUAUUUUAGAGAUGAAAAUAAAGGGCUUCAGGCUCAAUUGAGGGAUACAGCUGAGGCUGUUCAGGCGGCCAGCGAAUUAGUUGUGCGGCUUAAAGAAGCAGAAGAAGCUAUUGCUGCAGCAGAGAACCGGGCUAUAGUGGCAGAGGGAAAGGCUGAAAAGGCCUACAAGGAGAGAGACAGGUUGAGUCGGUUGCUUGCAGCAGACACUAGAAAGCUAAAUGAGGGAUUUGCUGCUGAGGAGGGUAGGCAUGUUGAUGAUGGUAAUCAGCAAUGGCAAGAAGAAUUUGCACCCUCUUAUGAUAUCGAAGAAGAUCCUUCAUGGUUUGCUGGAUAUGACCGUUGCAACAUAUAG
This is a messenger RNA of Fraxinus pennsylvanica, 3474 nucleotides long. The record is from the annotation of a GenBank genome assembly. Lineage: Eukaryota; Viridiplantae; Streptophyta; Magnoliopsida; Lamiales; Oleaceae.